CUCUCUCAAAACGAACAUGGUAACUGAUGUUGUGAAUAUCUGUGAAUCGAUUUAGAAGCAUAGAGAAAAAAUACUGUUUGUAAUUUUAGCCACAAAAAUGGAGGCUGCCCCGAUAAAAGAAGAAAUUCUUCUCAAGAUGUCACAGCAGAAGAAAAAGAUGUCGCCCAGAAACUACAAAGAAAGGCUCUUUGAGUUAACAGAAACAACACUUUCCUAUUAUGAGCAUGAUAAAGGGAAAAAAGGAAACAAGAAAGGAACAGUUCUAGUUGAAAGAAUACGCUGUGUUAACACAGUCCUUCUAGAGGAACAGACUCCUGUCCAGAGACAGUAUCCAUUUCAGAUAGUGUAUGAUGAAGGAAUUCUGUAUAUAUUUGCAAAAGAUGAAAAUAAUCGAAGAAGCUGGUUGGGAGCAUUAAAUAAAGUAAUCAAGAGCAAUUCAAACCUUUUGAUGAAAUACCACAGUGGGUUCUGGGCAGAUGGGAAAUUUCUUUGCUGUAAGCAGGCUUCGAAAAAUGCCCCUGGAUGCACUCUCUGGGACUCAUCAGGAAAAAGGGAGACAUGGGUACCUUCAUUAAACAAACACCUUCCCACCAUCCCUGCACAGUGCCGGGAAAGAACUACUUUGCCACCUAUUCCAGAGAGAAGGAAGGAGCCACAGAAAGUUGUGGUGGCCCUGCACCAUUACCAAGGCAUGAGGAGUUGUGAGCUCAGCCUCGUCAAAGGGGCGAAGUAUUACGUUUUAGAGGAAGAAAAUUCAGAGUGGUGGAAAGUUAAGGACAUGAAUGGGGACGAAGGGUAUGUUCCUGUUACUUACAUACAAGCGCAAAGUCAUAAACCAGCUGCCAACACAGAGCCUUUGAAAACCCUGAAAGAGCGAUCCUUCAGCACAGUUUUGGAGCAUAAAAAAUCUAAUCCCAAUCAUCACCUUCCACAGAGGUGUCUCAGCAUGGAUAAUGCACUCAGCAAUAAUAUUCCCAGCAAUUCCAUCCCUUUGCACUCUGUUAACAUUGAGGACUAUCAGUGGUACGCAGGAAAUAUGUCACGGGCAAAGGCAGAACAGCUCUUACGUGAAAAGGGAAAAGAAGAGGCCUUUGUUGUUAGAGAUUCAAGUCAGCAGGGGACAUACACAGUAUCUGUUUUUACCCUCGCUUUUGAUGAUAAAAAUGGGUCAAUUCGUCAUUACCUUGUAAAUGUUACCCCUGACAGCAAGUAUUAUAUUGCAGAAAAUCAUCUAUUUGACUCUGUUCCAAAAAUGGUGCAAUAUCACCAACACAAUGCAGCAGGAAUGGUGACAAGACUUCGUCAUCCAGCUUUAAUUAAAGACACCAAGGUGCCAUCCUCUGCUAAUGGGAAAUGGGAGCUGAAACGUGAGGAGAUCACCCUGCUGAAAGAGCUGGGAAGAGGGCAGUUUGGCGUGGUGCAGUUAGGCCUUUGGAAAAGCAAAUAUGAAGUUGCUAUCAAAAUGAUCAAGGAAGGUUCCAUGUCAGAGGAAGAGUUUAUAGAAGAAGCACAGAUCAUGAUGAAACUGAGGCACCCAAAGCUGGUGGCUCUGCAUGGGGUCUGCACAGACACUUACCCCAUUUACAUUGUGACUGAGUACAUGUGCAAUGGCUGCCUACUGAGCUACCUCCAGGCUCAUGGCAGCCCACUGCAGACGAUCCAGCUGGUGGAGAUGUGCUUCGACGUCUGUGAUGCCAUGAUGUACCUGGAGAGCCAGCAGUUCAUUCACCGAGACUUGGCUGCUAGAAACUGCUUGGUUGAAAAGGAUCUGACAGUGAAAGUAUCUGAUUUUGGAAUGGCCAGGUAUGUUUUGGAUGACCAGUACACAAGUUCUGCAGGUACUAAGUUUCCAGUGAAGUGGUCUGCCCCAGAAGUUUUGAACUACACCAGAUUCAGUAGCAAAUCUGAUGUGUGGGCUUUUGGAAUCUUCAUGUGGGAAGUUUUCACUCUGGGAAAGCAGCCUUACGAACUCUACAACAACACUCAAGUGGCUGAGAAGAUAAUGCAGGGAUACCGAUUGUACAGGCCGCAAGUGAUGUGUGAGGAUUUCUACCUAAUACUGAAAAGCUGUUGGCAUGAGAAACCUGAAGACCGACCUUCUUUUCACCAGCUGUAUGAAAAUAUCCAAAGGUUUCGAGAGGAGUGAUACUGUAAUGCACAUUUGUCAAAGGCAACCAACUGUGUUUUAAAGAAUAAGGAAAUACUAUUAAUUUUAUUUCGGAGAAAUCUGGAACAAGGAGAAAUUGAUAUGCAGCAUCUACAUUUAAACCACCUGGUUUCAUUUUCACUGAUCACUAACCUGUGUGAUUUAACAAUCUUUUUUUUAAUUUAAAUUACUUUUUAAAUGAGGCUCACUUUAUUAUCACUGAAAACAAUGUUUUCAUCUUUUAGAAAUACUGUAGUGUUUUAUUCUGAAGGGUGUAAAUAAUGCUUUUCAUAUGGCUAAAAUGAACUUGUGGUCAUGUGUGAAGUGAAAUGUGAUGAUUGUAUUACUUUAUACAGUAUCUGUGAUAUAAUACAUAUGUAUACAGUAAUUUCUGAGACAUUAAAAUGCAGAAAGCUACAGUAAGUGUACAGUUAUUAUAUCCUUGGAACUAUACAACUUAAGGUUCACUCCCUAUACAUUUUUCAUUCCAAGUAUCCCUUUGUUUACAUUCCAAAGCUUAUAGGUGAGUUAAAAGAAUAUUUCAUGCAACAAAGAUCUGACAUUUAUUAUGUAAAUAUAUGUUUAUUAUAAAAUAGCUUUACAUUUAUUUAGAAUUAUUAUCAUGACUUCCAUUACUUAAUAUGUGAUAUCCUUUUCAUAAUUAACCUAAUAUGGUACUGUAUUCUCAUGGACUUGUGUAUUUGUUACCACUUUUUGCUGCAUAAUUUGACAUUCAUGAAAUGCUGGGAAACAUUUUCCAUGUAAAAACAGCAGGAAGAUGAAAGAAGAAUUUUCAAAGGACAAUCGGAAUAAUUGUAAUAUUCAUCACUGUUUGUAAAAUAGGAAAAAAAACUAACUCCGAGAAUUGUCAAAGUGCUUCCUAAUACAACUUUCUGAGUUCAUCAACACAAGCUUGUUUUGCUGUCUGAUUCCAGCCUAUUCAACAUUAUUAACAUUAUAAUUACAACAACAAAAAAUCUCAAAGCAAUAUAACAGGAUAACUUUGCUUGUUACCUGUUAAAUGGUAAAAAUUGUAAGGUACCAUAAUAUUACACUGAAUACUAAGCAAGCAAACACCAUUUUAAAUAAAU
Messenger RNA from Lepisosteus oculatus (spotted gar), 3237 nucleotides. Its product is annotated as cytoplasmic tyrosine-protein kinase BMX. Gene Ontology annotation, molecular function: protein binding; ATP binding; non-membrane spanning protein tyrosine kinase activity. NCBI's taxonomy places the organism in Eukaryota, Metazoa, Chordata, Actinopteri, Semionotiformes, Lepisosteidae. Gene Ontology annotation, cellular component: plasma membrane. Gene Ontology annotation, biological process: T cell receptor signaling pathway; adaptive immune response; B cell receptor signaling pathway. The record is from RefSeq and is a predicted model, not a curated record.